Messenger RNA from Haliotis rubra (blacklip abalone), 2237 nucleotides. RefSeq names its product geminin-like. The transcript is spliced from 6 exons. The record is from RefSeq and is a predicted model, not a curated record. Gene Ontology annotation, biological process: negative regulation of cell cycle; negative regulation of DNA replication. Bases 80 to 1042 code for a protein of 320 amino acids. Lineage: Eukaryota; Metazoa; Mollusca; Gastropoda; Lepetellida; Haliotidae. Gene Ontology annotation, cellular component: nucleus.
UUUACGUUCACCUCAAGCAGCACGGGCUACUUCUACCAGUCAACACCAGGUGGCGCUCGGAAACUGCGGGAAUUUCAACAUGGCGACAAAGGGUAUCUCUGUGAAUUCUCUUGAAAAUGGAAUAAGACCAAGCAAACAGUUUAAAGAUGGAGCAACGGAGAAGACCCAGCGAAAAACAUUACAGACCUUGCAGUUGUCGGCAAUUGGCGAAAAAAAUAUCAGCGGAAAAGGAAUUAACAGAACCGAUAAUGGCAAAAACAAAAAGAAGAUCAAGCCAUCGAAUGAAAGAGUGAAGGUAUUUGAAGAUGAAAACCCACCACUGAUCUCCGCACCUUUGAUAACUCAAGCAACACAGACAGAAACCGAUGAAGAUCACACCAACAAUAGAGAUGGACUUGAUGACCUUGCAGAGGCUGACAGAGAAGCUUUGGAGCUCAUGAGUGGAGAGAAUGUCCCAGAGAAUUACUGGAGACUCUUGGCAGAAGAAAGAAGAAAUGCUUUGAAUGAUACUCUUGAGGAAAAUGAACAGCUUCACAAGGAAGUGGACAGCUUGAGAGACGAAAAUGAAAAACUGUCUGACUUGGCCAGCAAAGCAGAGUACCUCUCAAGUGUUUUGCAAAGUGUGAUAUCUGACGAAGAGGAUAAUGACAGUGUAGAUGACGAAGACUACAAGACAGGUGACGAACAACUUCUUGAUGACGACACCAACUCCAACACAGUGGAAGUCUGUGACAGUGACAGCGACAGUAGUGUAUACUCUGCUGCAGCUUCAAACUUUAAAACUACCAGCACUGCUGAAACAAACAUAAUAGACUCGGAGUCCAGUGAUGAAGAGUCUCAAUCAAAUGACAGUGCAACAUCUGAAAAUUCUAUCAGGAAAAGGGUUAAGGAGAGCACACAAAGACUCAAGGUUGUUUGUCAACAGUCACAGAGAUUUAGUGGUGAAUGGGUUAAUGUGGAAUUGGACGAGGAGAAAGUUGCCUCUACAGAAAUUAUCAAGGGAGAUGUACUUGCUAAACUUAAAGAGGAUAAGAAGAGUUAGACAUGUUGCUUCAUGACCUGAUCCAUCAUGAUUAUACAGGAUUGAUCUGUCUGCUUGUAUUUGCCUGUCCAAGAAAACUUAUACUAUACUGUUUCUAUUAUUCUUUCUGUUAGAUUGAUGUUCACAUGAAUAAUUAAAAAUCAUGAUACUUUUUGUGCUGUAAUUUCAGUUUAUUUGACAGAUAUUCAUGUCAUGCCCUUUUUCAUUUUCUCAUAUUUGAAGCUGUUUUAAAGUGCUAAGUAAAUUGUGAAAUAUGUCCAGUCAUUGAUGAUGACUAUAUGGACACAUGUACACUGAACUAUUUUAUUGCGUUUUAUUAGAUUUUAAUUGAAAUGAUGGCAGGUGUUUGUGCAUAGUAUUGUUUUAUUAUGUUCGUUGUAGAGUUAUCAUCUUGGCAUCACUGAUGCAUAUUCUCUGGGCCCUGGAUUUUAAUAGUUACACAAUAAGUAAAAACUGACGUAACUCUCAUUUUCAGUUUUGUGUUACUUAGGACAUGAUUGGCCACAUUUAAAAUGCCACUAUUUGCAGCGAUAGUUUGUCAGAAGCCUACUUUCAUGGGUCUUAAUCCCAGAAUCAUCAGGGUAUUUCUUUCUAUGUCAGCACGAUAACCAUGCUCACGGAUUCCCCAAAGUGAUAAACCUCCAAGACCUGCAUCACUUUGGUUUUCCUCACAGGUUAGGCUGACAUACAGAGAAAUAUCUGAAAUACUGCUCAAAGAAGCCUAAAAGAGAACAUUCUCUUAUGUCUUUCUUCCCUUGUAUACUGCCUCUCCAUAUCAUGUAGAUGUGCCUUUUGGGGAUUUGAACUUUUCUUUCAAUUUUAUUUUAUUUGCUUUUCAUACUUGGAGAUUUUGAAAUUGAAGGAAUCAAAUGAUUUUUUUAGGUCUGUACGUUGAAUUGGUGGAAGGGGGAGACAUCUGUUUUCACAAGUAAAAUCACUUUCUAGAAUUUUUUUAUGCUUCAGGUUUAUAAAACAUAUGAAAGCUUAAACUUAAACUGCAUAUUUUCUUAUAUAUUUUUUUCUUAAAGAUACCAUUUCCUUGUUAAGAUCCAGGGCCAAGUCUGUGGUCAGAAUGUUCUGUAUGAGACUAGAAUGUAUUGCCAUGUUCAUAAUCAUUGACAUGCUCUUUUAAUGUGUUGUAUCAUACAAGAUCAGGUGUAUAAGUGAAUAAAUGUGCAAAUGUACUAGACCUGUA